Messenger RNA from Parnassius apollo (apollo), 1449 nucleotides. NCBI's taxonomy places the organism in Eukaryota, Metazoa, Arthropoda, Insecta, Lepidoptera, Papilionidae. The record is from the annotation of a GenBank genome assembly.
AUGCACGCUGCUGUACCUAAAAGGAAGAAAAGAGCAGAGGGUGAAAUGAUUUACAAAGAAGAUGACAUUAGUGUAGCUGGUAAAACGUUAAAACAACUGGGUGAUACUAAGGAAAAAAAAAGAUUUAAAAAUAUAGAUUCAGUAGUCUCCCUUUCUGAAAAACGUCCCUUGGAUAAAUCUGACCCGUUAACCAAUAGGCCUGAAAGCAAAAUAAAUGAUAACGUAUCUACGGAACAGAUCUUCGAGAAAGGCUCAGGUCAUAAAACGUAUCAAAAUAAAAUUCGAAAAUUAGGUCAAUCUAAAACUAGAAAAACACGCAAGCUAUCGGUCGUUACACAAGAUCAAUUUCAAGCUCUAGGCAGAGUAGUAGAAGAUCUACAAAAUCAAUUUGGGGAAAUCACAUCAGCAUAUCUUCCCGAAAACAUUGAACUUAUGCAGGAGCUCCAUAAAGGUGCCUCACUAACAGAUGCCAUGGCUGCUUUGCAACUGUCUGCUCGUCUUGAUGCAGCCGAAAAAACUUUAAAUAGAAUGUUAUCAUUAAUUACGGACCUAGCUAGUAGGACGCCUGGAACAGACGUAACCGUAAAAUACGAGGGCCAAAAUGAAGAGCAGACAAUGGAACAUGAAAAACCAAUGCAAGUCCACUAUAAAAAAUUUCAAAAGGUUUCUUCUGAAACACAAUCUUUUCAGGCAUCCACUACAAAUAUAACACAUGUUGACGUUGCCGAAUCGGAGAAAGAUAUUAUUGCGUCUAAAAAUCAGAAAUGGAUAACGUCUUGUGAUUUAGAUUGUUCGCUACAAGAAUUACAGGAGGAGAUUUUAAAGGAAGUAACGAACAUAACACAUACCAAUAUUGAGAGUGCCAAUAAUGCUUUAAAACUAGCAAAACGAUUAGAAACAAAAUUGGAAGCGACGUUACAUCUUCAGUCUCGAAUGAAUGAUUUAGAAACUUUGGUAUCAGAUUACGCUGAUCAUGUUAACAUUAUUGAUACAGGAUUAACUUCUCAGAUAACUAAUUAUCAAGAACAACUAACUCAAAUGCAAAAUGACUUAGAGACUUGUUUAGAAAAUAUGGCCGAAGCUCUUGCAAACACCGGAGGAGAUGCAGCAGCUGUGGCAGAACUGAAUGCGCAUUUUACAAAUCUUCAAGAAGAUUUCGAUAAAGCAUCUACUAAACAAAGGGGAUUACAAGAAAUGCAAAAUUCAUUACACCUGGAUCUUAAAACUCUAUGGCAACAAAUAGAACAAUUGCGCGAUACAAAGCCUGAUAGAGAAGAAGUAUCUGAUGCCCUUCGUGAUAAAGCUGGCCUAGAAGCGUUAAAUGGUCUUGUAUCUCAACAACAUUUUGAUGCAGUUCGAGGAGAUUUUCAGAAAAGUAUUAGUGCUGCAUAUGAGAAAUUUAAUAAUCAAGAACUAAUUUGGCAGGCGAGCUGUUUUGAACAAUUUUAA